CCCUCUUCCGCGUUCUCAGGCUCCGCUUCUUCCUCACUCCCGUCUGUCUUGCUGGUGCAAAUCAAGGAUGAACGAGCUCCUAGUUAAGGUCGCACAGGCCGUUCACGUGCUGAAUCACGAUGCACAGUCCUCUAACCGCGUAGCUGCAAAUCAAUGGCUUGUCCAGUUCCAGAAGACUGAAGCCGCAUGGGAGAUCGCCACCUCCCUUCUCACCUCAUCCAGCGAUCCCAUAAUAUCCUCCAACUUCGAGGUCGAAUUUUUCGCUGCACAAAUCCUCCGCCGUAAGAUCCAGAAGGAGGGCUACCACCUCCAGCUCGGUGCCAAAGGUUCUUUGCUCAAUUCCCUUCUCCUCGCUGCCCGCAGAUUCAGCUUGGGUCCGCCACAGCUUCUAACUCAGAUAUGCCUCGCGCUCUCUGCACUCGUUUUACGAGCGGUGGAGCACAAGAUGCCUAUCGAGCAGUUCUUUUCCAGCUUGAACAAGUUGCAGAGCCAGGAAAACGGCAAUACUGCUGUUCUGGAGAUGCUUACUGUACUUCCAGAAGAAGUUGUUGAGGACAAAAGUGGAGAUUGCAGGAUUGAUGCGAGGAGCCGAUGCCAAUUCACUAGAGAGCUUUUGUCGCACACUCCCAACGUGCUGGAAUUUCUUUUGCUUCAGUCUGAACAGAGCCUGGAGAACGGUCUUCGGCUUGAAGAGAAGAACAAGAAGAUAUUGCGAUGCUUGUUGAGCUGGGUUCGUGUUGGCUGUUUCUCAGAGAUUCAUCCAUCCGCUUUGCCGACGCAUCCACUUUUGAACUUCGUCUUUAACUCUUUGCAAGUUUCAACUUCAUUUGAUGUCUCCAUUGAGGUUCUUAUCGAGCUUGUUUGCAGGUAUGAGGGUUUGCCACAAGUUUUGCUAUCGAGGAUACGGUAUAUGAAGGAAAUACUUUUACUUCCAGCUCUUAAGAGCAGAGAUGAAAAAGUAAUUGGUGGUUUUGCAUGUUUGAUGUCUGAAGUUGGGCAGGCUGCUCCAGCUAUGAUUGCAGAAGCCAGCCCUGAAGCUCUUAUGCUUGCAGAUGCUCUAUUGAGUUGCGUUUCCUUCCCGAGUGAGGACUGGGAAAUUCCAGAUUCAACCCUGCAAUUUUGGUGUAGUCUAGCAAGUUAUCUUUUUGGCUUGGAUUUGGGCAAGGCAGAAAGCACAAAAGUUGUUCUAGAAGUAUUUUCUACUAUAUUCUUAACAUUACUUGAUUCACUUCUAUUGCGUGCUCAGGUUUCACUCUUCCUCUCUUGGUAUCCUCAAGUUGAUGAUACCGUAUGCAUUGUAAACAAUGGAGCAUUUAUCAUUCCAGAUGGACUCAUUCAAUUUCGCACAAAUUUGGAGGAACUUCUUGUAGAUAUCUGUCAACUUUUGGGUCCAUCCAUCUAUGUGCAGAAGCUUUUGAAUGACAGAUGGACCACUUCAAAUUCAUCAAUUCCUUGGGUGGAUGUGGAGACGAGAUUGUUUGCGCUUAAUCUGGUCUCUGAAACAGUUAUGCAAGAUGGUCCUCCACCUUCUUUUUCAAUAAUUAUGCAGCUAGUGACAAUUCUCUGUAGUACCUCUCCUGGAGAACUCAAGGGUUUGUUGCCUUUUGUCUAUAAAUCUUUGGCCGAUGUUGUUGGCUCUUAUUCGAGAUGGAUAUCACUGGUCCCAGAUAACAUCAGGACUCUAUUAAUUUUUUGUGCCUCUGGGAUUAAGGAAUCGAUAUGCACAACUGCUUGCUCAUCAGCACUACGCAAACUUUGUGAAGGUUGUCCUAGUAUGAUUCAUGAACCUCAAAAUUUGGAGGUUCUUAUAUGGAUCGGAGAGGAUUUUGAGAAGGGGAUAUUGUCAUUUGAGGAGGAGGCUGAGCUUGUUAGUGCUAUAACAUUCACUCUUAAUUCUGUUCCAAACAAACAGUUGAGAAAGAGCUCAUUGGCAAGGCUGCUUUCUUCGAGCUAUGGUGCCAUUGAGAAACUCAUUGAUGCAGAGGAUCCACAUUCUUUAGUUCGAAAUCCUGCUGCUUAUACCCUUACUAUGAGCUUUGCCAUUAGGGCCCUGUACAGGAUUGGAGUAAUUCUUCGCCAUCUAGGCAUUUCUUGCUCAAGUGACCAGGCUGACGAUGGCACGACUUUAGUGCUUUUGGGGAUGUUAUGGCCGCUGCUUGAAAAUCUCUUCAGCUCUCCUCAUAUGGAGAAUGGUAGUUUGUCAGCAGCGGCAUGCCGUGCUCUUUCUGAGGCAAUCCAUUCUUCUGGACAGCACUAUCAUUUGUUACUGCCAAAAAUACUUGACUGUUUAUCUGCCAAUUUCCUUUUAUUUCAGAACCAUGAGUGCUAUAUAAGAACAGCUGCUGUUGUCAUUGAAGAAUUUGGUUAUAGAGAAGAAUAUGGAACGUUAUGCAUUAACACUUUUGAGAGGUUUACGUCAGCAGCUUCAGUAACCGCUUUGAAUUCUUCAUACAUAUGUGAUCAAGAGCCUGAUCUGGCGGAAGCCUACACUAACUUUGUGUCUUCUUUUAUUCGCUUUUGUCCCAAGGAUGUUGUAGCUUGUUCUGGCUCCCUGCUUGAAAUAUCUUUCCAAAAGGCUACUAUAUGUUGUACAGCCUUGCACCGAGGAGCUGCUUUGGCUGCCAUGUCAUGCAUGUCUUGCUUCUUAGAGACGUGUCUUUCUUCUCUGCUGCAAUCUUCUGCUUCCGUUAGUGAAGGAUCUCUAAGCGCUGUAAUGAUCCAUGUUUUAUCUAGAAGUGGUGAAGGACUUGUAUCUAACGUUAUAUGUACUCUGCUUGGUGUUUCAGCAAUGUCCAGGGUACAUAAAUCUGCAACCAUUCUUCAGCAGCUGGCAGCAGUUUGUUGUCUCAGUGAACGAACGUCGUUAAUGGCAGUCCUUUCUUGGAACUCUUUAUGCGGAUGGUUACAUUCAACAGUCCAAACUCUCCCCCCAGAGUAUCUCAGACUAGGAGAAGCUGAAACCCUAAUACCACUGUGGCUGAAUGCUCUGGCAAGCGCAGCAUCAGAUUAUCUUGCAAGCAAAACUUCUGAUGAUGCCCUGAUAGAUCAUGGCCACAUGCAGGGACAGGGUGGAAGAACACUGAAACGUAUCAUCAGAGAUUUUGCCGAUUCCCGUCGCAAUUUUUCGGAACCAUCCUAAUCCACCCUUCAUUAUCUGCAAUUCUAACCUCAUCUUUUCUUAUUAUUGCAUUAUUCUGGCUCAAAUUUUUGGAGCAAAGCAGCUGUUCUUCCUGGAGGGUUGUUUAUGUAAAGCUAGUUUGUUGCUUCACAAUUUGUUUAAUAAGGUGGACAUUGUAGAUAUAUGGUUCUCAUCCUGUUGCUUAGAAGUCACGCCAAGAUGAGAGCUCAAGAGAAAUGGAGCCACCAAAUGAGGAGGUUAUAGAGAUUGUUGAGCAAGUAACGAUCUUACCUGCACAAUUUGUCUAAUUAAUGAGUAUUACUAAAGAAAUUUUUGUAAGACACCUUGUGUCAAUGCCAUCUGCUAUUUUCUGCGAUUUACUGUAUGAAUUGCAAUCCAAAUACGGUUUGCAUGGAUCUUUGCAAUUUACAUCCCGAGAAGUCCAGCCAUCACGCUUUUCAUUAUUUCUCACAAUGAGUUCAUUCGUGCUGCUCUG
Molecule: messenger RNA, 3614 nt
Organism: Phalaenopsis equestris
Lineage: Eukaryota; Viridiplantae; Streptophyta; Magnoliopsida; Asparagales; Orchidaceae
Product: transportin MOS14
Exons: 25
Coding region: 68-3139 (1023 amino acids)
Biological process (GO): protein import into nucleus
Cellular component (GO): nuclear membrane; cytoplasm
Source: RefSeq, a predicted model, not a curated record